Messenger RNA from Brassica rapa (field mustard), 5389 nucleotides. Its product is annotated as helicase sen1. Lineage: Eukaryota; Viridiplantae; Streptophyta; Magnoliopsida; Brassicales; Brassicaceae. The record is from RefSeq and is a predicted model, not a curated record. Gene Ontology annotation, molecular function: helicase activity.
UAUUAUCCCCUAGCUAUAUAUGGGCUUAACGAAAUCGACAAUAGUUUUGGGCUUGUCUACAUAAGCGAUUGAUUAAAAUAAAUGAAAAAUAAAAUUCAAAAAAAUCGACUAAUAGAAUUAUAACAAUUUUUCUGAGAAGCUCUACAUUAGUACCGUGUCAGUAGAAAUCACUAAAGUGACUUUUCUUUUAAUGUAUAGGAGAAUGCGAUUGAAUAUACACUGUACAUGUCAUCCUAAUCAAUCACAUUAAUGUCGACAGAAAGUUUUAGACGUCAUGUUUGUAUAAAAGGUCUCGGUGAUAAUAAGUUUACUUUAAAAGCAGAGGUGAAUUAUAUAAUAUUUACUAGGCGAGUUGAAGAAAUCACGGAACUCGAGUAGGUUAGUAGAGGGUCGGAACCAAGCCGAGUUCAGUUGUAACUUGUAAGUAUUGAGCAGUACAAAUGGUACCAUGUCUUUAAAUCAUUAUCUCAUACUACUACAAUAACAAUUUAUCUACUAUAAUCGCAAUUAUAGUAGGAGCUUUUGGAAUGUUUUGACUAGCAGGUGUUAUUUAAGGAUAGUAUAUAUAUAAAUUAGAGUUUUUGUGACCUGAAUAAAGAAAGAAAGAUCUCAAAGAAAUUUAGUCAAAAAGAAAAAAAAAAAAAGAUCUCAAAGAAUUGGAAGUAUUUGCUGAAUUGAGAAAGCUAAACCUAGAUAGAAAUUAUAAAAGUUGUACUAUGGUAUUUGAAUUUUCAAAAGUAAAACUAUUUGAUUUCUCUUUUCCUUUCCGAGGAGGAAAACAAAAGAUAGAAUACAUCUUUUCGACUUCCAACACUCAACCGUUCGUUUCCCUCCUUGCAAUAUUUCUUCAUCUUCUUUUUGGAAUAAAUGUAUCUCUCUCUGUGUAAAAAGCUCUAAUAAAUAUUUGCAUAGAAUUGGAAGAAACUGAGAAGUCUUGUGAUUGCAGUGAGAGUUAAAAAAUAAUGCAGCGACUGUGGGAAGUGAAGGAAAAGAAGACGAAGAAGGAGAGAAUCAUCAAAGGAAGAGAUCUAGUGGAUGUUGUCUUCUCAUGGUCUGUUCGUGAUGUCCUCAACUCAAAUCUUUACAAAGGAAAGGUUGAUAAGAUCCCUAGCACAUUCCAGUCAAGCAAAGAGUAUUUUAAGUCAUUUGUUAAUCCGAUCAUCGAAGAGACACAUGCUGCUUUGUUGUCAAGUAUGGAAACUCUGAGACGAGCACCAGCUUUCAAAGUUUGGGAAAUCAAGCCAGCCAAAGAUUUUAAACCUCCCAAGAAUCUUUAUUACGAGGUUACUUUGCAGACAGUGUCUGAUAAUACGACCAACGGAGAUCGGAAACUGUUGGAGUUCAAUGAUCUCAUUGCAGUGACUGAUAACAAGCCUUAUAGAAUCGAUGACUUGAGAUGUUCCAAUGAGCCUUACUUGCUGGCUCUUGUUUGUGGAGUGAACGAAGAUAACCCACAUUUGAUUACUAUUUUGGCUUCGAAACCCAUCGUUUUCGAAGAAGAUCACAUGGAAACAAGAAAGAAAGGCAAGGGUGUGAAGAGAAGCCUAAGCCUCUUUGGUGUUUAUUUGACCAACAUGAUGACCAAUAUUCGUAUUUGGACCGCCUUGCAUCCAGAUCCUGAAGGUGGAAACUUAAACCUUAUAUCUAAAGUACUUCAAAGCAACAAUGAGGUUGGUGGUGAAAAUUGUGUUUCUUGCCAAGAAAACAGUGAGAAUAUUAUGCCAAAUCACUUAGAGAAAAGUCUCCGUUCUUUCAAACUGAAUACAUCUCAGGAGGAAGCGAUUUUGCGUUGUCUAGAAGCCAAAAACUGCCGCCACUCCAACAACAUCAAACUUAUAUGGGGACCACCAGGGACCGGGAAGACAAAAACAACAAGUGUUCUGCUUUUAAACCUCUUUAAAAUGAGAUGCAGGACACUGACUUGCGCUCCAACUAACAUAGCCGUUCUGGAAGUUGCUUCAAGGGUUGUGAAGUUAGUCUCCGAGUCGUUGAGGCUUGGUGGGUACGGUCUUGGAGACAUUGUCUUGUUUGGCAACAAAGAAAGGAUGAAGAUAGAUAAUGAUCGGGAGGACCUUUUCGAUGUUUUCCUCGAUUACCGAGUUGAUGAGCUCUACGAUUGCUUUCUUGCUUUAACUGGAUGGAGAGCAAAUGUUAAACGCAUGAUCUCUUUGCUCACUGAUCCAAAAGAAGUGUAUAACCAAUCCUUCAUCGAGAAGGACAAGCGUCCUUCGUUUAAACAGUUCGUAGAAAAGAGGUUUAGUAAACUCAGGACGGACUUGCGUUCUCAGUUCUCAACUUUGUGUCUGCAUCUACCAACCGCUUCGCUCUCCUUUCAAGUUGCUGAGAAAAUGAAUGCCACUAGUGAUCUCCUUAGAACUAUGAGUGUUUCAGAUGUUAUCUCCAAGAAAGAAGAUACAAGAAAGCAAGAAUGUGUGGAGAUGUUAGGAUCGAUUUGCGAAAGCAUUGAACUUCCUGAUUUUAUAGGGAAGUUAGGACUUCAAAGACUCUGCUUAGAAAACGCGUAUCUGAUGUUCUGCACAGCGUCGAGCUCCGCCAAGCUACACAUGAGCUGUCCAAUACAACUUCUCGUAAUCGACGAAGCUGCUCAGUUGAAAGAAUGCGAGUCUGCGAUCCCAUUGCAGCUUCCAGGGCUUAAGCACGCUGUUUUGAUUGGUGAUGAGAAGCAGUUACCUGCGAUGAUACAAAGCAAGAUCGCUUCGGAGGCUGAUCUUGGGAGGAGCUUGUUCGAGAGAUUGGUUCUGUUGGGGCACAAGAAGCAGUUGCUGAACAUGCAGUACCGGAUGCAUCCUUCUAUUAGUAUUUUCCCGAAUAAAGAGUUUUAUGGUAUGAAGAUUUUGGAUGCUCCUUCUGUUAGAGUGAGAAGUUAUGAGAAACAGUUUCUCCAUGGGAAAAUGUAUGGGCCUUACUCUUUCAUCAACGUGCCCUAUGGAAGAGAGCAGUUUGGACAAGGGUUCAGUUCGAAAAACAUUGUUGAGGUAUCUGUUGUGGAUGAGAUUUUGUCAAAGCUUUACUCAGGUAUAACACUAAUCUUGAUUGGUUUUUUAAAGUUGGUGUCUGAUAAUGUGAUACUAAUUAAUCUGGCAGUAUCAAGAAAGUCGGGAAGAUCGAUAAGUGUUGGUGUGAUUUCACCUUACAAGGCUCAAGUGUUUGCAAUUCAAGAAAAAAUAGGCCAAAAGUAUGAUACGAGUGAGAAAUUCACAGUGAGUGUUAGGUCUGUUGAUGGGUUUCAAGGUGGUGAAGAAGAUAUUAUAAUAGUCUCAACCGUUAGGUCCAACGGUAGAGGAGCAAUUGGUUUUUUAUCUAACCAACAAAGAACCAAUGUUGCACUCACACGUGCGAGAUUCUGCUUAUGGAUUCUUGGAAACGAGUCGACUUUGACCAACAAUAGAUCAGUAUGGAGUCAGUUAGUAGAUGAUGCUAAGGCACGAGACUGUUUUCAUGACGCAUAUGAUGAUGAAUCAUUAGCUCGGUGUAUUAAAAGAUCAGCAACAGCCCUUGAUGAUCUUGAUAAGCUUCAGAACAAUAAGCUUCUUUCCUUUGAGAAUUCGACAUGGAAGGUCAAGUCUGGCUUAAAGAAUGACAUUAUAAGCCAUAUAUCAAGAUCGUUUGCGUUGCUGAACGUUGUGGAUGAAACCGAGGCACCGAACCAAUCAAGCAAGACUUCUUUGAUGAAUCUUUUCGUAAUUCUGGAAUUUUUGUAUAAAUGCAGUUCUAAUCGUAGUCGCUAAUUUUUGUUUCUGUUUUGCAGGAAACAAUCGAAGCUGAAGCAUGUGUGGAAGAUUAGAAGAAAGGUUCAACUCCAAAGAUCUUAAGACAGUUUAUCCUUAAAAGUAUUUCCCGAGUAUCAAGAAGACUUAAUUCUUUCCUUUCUUCCUUUUGUUUUAUAAACAAACUGUAGUCUGCUUCUCUGCGUGGGUGGAUGGAUUUAAAGCAAAAGUAGUUUCUGUUUUCCAAUAUUUUUGUUCAGAUGAUUCAACUUAGUACAUUAAUCCAAAGGAAUCGUAUAACUUAUUUCUAACCGAGGCAAAUGAGACUGGUUAGUCUGUCAAAAUGUUUUAAAAUAUAUAUUUUUGAAAUUGGUUUGAAACUACAGUAUUACAUCAUAAAAAAAAUUGAUAUAUAAAAUACAAAGAGAAAAUGGUCGUGAUACAUUUUAAUGACAAUUUUAUUGAAUCUAAGGUAAAUAACUAGAUGUUCUCAUACCUACACUAUCAAUCAGACUUCUAAUACAUUUUAAGAAGACUUAAAACUUCUCAUAAUAUAAAGCAACUAGAUUUUGAUACGCGCUUUGAAUUAUUUUGGUUUAAUAUUUGUUUCAAUUAGAAUUUAUAAUUUUAAAUAUUUUUAUAUGUUUUGUGAAAUUUAUUUUAUUUAUUUUUAAAGUGUGCUAAAUUUGUUGGGAUAGGAAAUAAUUAUGAUCACCCUUUAUACUAUUUUAAUUAAAAUAAUUUAAAUUUAUAUGAAAAAUAUUUUAUUAAAAUUUGUAAUUUUAGUUUUGUUAUAACAGCACAAUUUAGUCUUCUAUCUUAAAUCUAUGAAUAGAAGGUGCAACUUUAUUUUGUGACAUCCAUUUGUGUUUGUGAAAAAUAAUUCAAAAUAUAUACUGUAAAGCUCUAUCUAAUAUUCUUUGAAGAUUCAAACUUAUUUUAUGACAUGAAACCGAAACAUUACAAUACAUUUUAACCCGUUUUACAUUGGUUACAUUUUCUAAUAUUAUUAUAAAAUUGAUAAUAUUUUUGUUCAACCCAUUGUAUUUUACAUAUUUAAUAGAAGAAUUACAAAGUAUAAAAUUGUAGAAACAUCAAACACAACUUGAUUCAUUGUAUAACACUAUAACUAAAUAAAAAUAUCAUCUAAUUUUAUUAUUUUAUUAUUAAUCUAAUUUAAUAAAUAAAAAUAAUUUUUUAAAAUUAAGUAUUUUAUAUUAAAAUUUGUCUGCAUGUUAGGUACUAUAUUACGUUUUGGAGUUUAUUCCAAAACUUUUUUGGAGUUUAUUCUAAAUCAGAAAAAUUAUAAUAAAUAGUUCAAAUCUCUCAUUCUUAAAAUUAUAAUAGCCAGAUAUGGUAUUAGGGAGAAACAAAUAUUAAACAUGAUCAAAUCUCUCAUUCUCCAAACAAACUCAAAAAAUAGGUUAUUGGAAUCUUGUCAUGAUAUUUCAUUAAAAGAUUUUUAGGAUAAAAAAUCAAGAGUAAAUUAUUUAAUUUGAAUGAAAUAAUAUAUAUAUAUAGUGCUUCCAAUAUCAAAAAUCACUUUGAUUUGAAAAAAUAUAUUUAUGGGAUUGUGAGAAUCAAAUAUAAUAUGAGAAACCACCUAUUUAAAAAAUAAUUUGUACACAUAAAAAUAUAUACAUUAGAGUAAGCACAUAAUU